Messenger RNA from Schizosaccharomyces osmophilus, 489 nucleotides. RefSeq names its product AP-1 adaptor complex sigma subunit Aps1 (gene vas2). The record is from RefSeq and is a predicted model, not a curated record. Gene Ontology annotation, cellular component: AP-1 adaptor complex; intracellular membrane-bounded organelle. Bases 1 to 489 code for a protein of 162 amino acids. The transcript has 3 exons. Gene Ontology annotation, molecular function: clathrin-cargo adaptor activity. NCBI's taxonomy places the organism in Eukaryota, Fungi, Ascomycota, Schizosaccharomycetes, Schizosaccharomycetales, Schizosaccharomycetaceae. Gene Ontology annotation, biological process: protein transport; vesicle-mediated transport.
AUGGGCAUCAAAUUUUUCCUGUUAGUAAGUCGCCAAGGAAAGGUUCGUUUGGCAAAAUGGUUUUACGCUGUACCAACGAAGGAGAGAUCGAAAAUCGUCCGUGACGUUUCUUCUUUAGUUAUCGUCCGCAAGCCAAAGAUGUGCAAUUUUGUAGAGUAUAAGGGAGAAAAAAUCGUUUACAGGCGAUAUGCAUCUUUAUUUUUUAUCUGCGGAAUUGAUCAGGAUGACAAUGAAUUGAUUAUUUUAGAAGUUAUACAUAAAUUUGUUGAGGUCCUUGAUAAAUAUUUUGGCAAUGUUUGCGAGUUGGACCUGAUUUUUAAUUUUGAAAAGGCCUAUUAUGUUUUAGAAGAACUAUUAUUAGCAGGAGAACUUCAAGAAUCUAGCAAAACGAAUGUCUUAUCUGCUGUAUUAGCCGGAGACGCUGAAUCAGAAGUGGAUGCACAGCAGGACACGAUACAAAAACUAGUUGGAAAUGUUAAAAAAUUCUAA